UACAUGACAAAAGAGUUGGCGACGAGGAUGGGAUCUUCGAACAUUUGUUUUGAAUCUUAUGAUGCGUCUGUGGAAGACUGGUCCAGUUAUGUGGAACGUUUAGAAUCUUACUUCGUUGUUAAUGGGAUCGAAGAUAAAAUUAAAGUCCCUGCUAUUUUAAGCCUUAUGGGAGCAACAACGUAUAAAUUGUUAAAGAAUCUGGCCACUCCGAACAUUCCUUCUGAAUUGACUUAUCAAGAUAUCGUAAAAUUACUUUCGGAACAUUUGAAUCCUAAACCACUGGAGAUGACAGAACGGUUUCGUUUCUACAAGAGGAAGCAAUUUGAAGGUGAGUCCAUUGCAAAUUAUUGUGCCGAAUUACAAAAACUGUCGAUACACUGUAACUUUGGGAACAAUUUAAGUACGAUGCUUCGUGAUAAAUUGGUGAUGGGUCUCAAAAACGAAAAUAUACAGAAAAAGCUGUUAGCAGAGGAUAAGUUAACAUACGAAAAAGCUAAGAGCAUUGCAUUCGCGAUGGAAUCUGCUCAGAGAGAUGUGUGUGAAAUUCAGAAUCAAAUGGUAUCGAUAAAAAAAUUACAUAGUUCGCAAGAUAAAACUAUCAAAAAAGAUUUUUCUAAAUUUAAGAAAUCUGAACCUACAAAGAAGUUUGAUAAAUCUCGGAAAUGUUACAGAUGUGAUAGUACUCAACAUUUAGCUCACAAAUGUAAGCACAAGAACACUCAGUGUAGGAAUUGCUUAAAGAACGGGCAUUUGGCAAAAGUCUGCCGCUCAAAACGUAACGAAACAGUUAAACAAAUAGAAUCUUGUUCUGAAACUGUACCAGUUAAUAGCGUUAAAUCACCACGACAUGCAAGGGAUAAGAUUUUAUUAGAAAUUUUUGUUGAAGGGAAUAAGUGUUUAUUUGAAUUAGAUACUGGAGCUGCUAUUAGUUGUAUGAAUGUGAAUGAAUUUAAGAAACUUUGUCCGGAUGUAGCCAUUAAACCUACCAAAUUAUUGCUUAGGAAUUUCGAUAAUUCUAUGAUAACAUCAGCUGGCCAAGCAGUGGUGCAAAUUCAAUACAAAGAUCAAAUUAAUACAGAAACUAUUUAUUUGGUACAUGCAAAAGUAAACGCAGUUUUUGGUCGUGAAUGGUUGAGAAAUUUCCAAUUAGACUGGAGCUCAAUUAAAGCAGUUCGGGUUGGAAAUUGUAAUUCUCGAACCAAUAAAUUAAAUAUCUUGCUUCAAAAGUAUGAGAAAAUUUUUUCUCCGGGUAUCGGGAAACUGGAAAAGUUUUGUUGCCGUCUUCAAAUGAAACCUAAUUACAAACCGGUAUUUUUUAAACCUCGACCAGUACCAUUUGCUUUAAAAGAAAGAAUAGAAACUGAACUUAAGAGGUUAGUUGCAGAAGACAUCAUUGAGCCGGUGACAUAUAGUGAGUGGGCUACACCAAUUGUUCCUGUUAUCAAACAGAAUGGGAACCUACGAAUCUGUGGUGAUUAUAAGGUGACUAUCAACCCGGGACUAAAAAUUGAGCAAUAUCCUUUACCCCGUAUCGAGGACAUUUUUGCUGAACUGUCAGGAGGGGAGUUCUUUACUAAAAUCGACUUAUCUGAGGCAUACCUUCAAAUGUUAGUUGAUGAGCGGGACCGACAUCUAUUGACGAUCAAUACUCACAAGGAAAUACUCACAGAAAGAAUAGUGCAGUUAUUCAAAGCUUCGUUGAAAUCGAGUAGAGGCGAUUCUGGAGAUCUAAAUGUGAAAUUACAAAGAUUUUUAUUACAGUAUAGAAUAACUCCACAUUCCCUCACGGGAGAAACUCCGAGUGCCUUGUUUUUGAAGAGAUGUAUUCGCACUAGGCUUGAUCUUUUUAAACCAAAUUUGAGAGACAAAGUUGUUCAGAAACAGAGUUCGAGACUUGACACAGAAUCUAUCUUGCGUGAGUUUCAGGAAGGGGAGAAAGUAGCCGUAAGAAAUUAUUCCGGACCUAACAAAUGGAAAAUUGGAACAAUUAUAAACCGAGAUGGAACUUUGAGUUAUAGCAUACAAGUUGGAACUGAAAUUUGGAAGAGACACGUAGAUCAAAUAAGGAAAUGUGGGAAGUCGAUUGAAUUAUCCCAAGCUGAUACUGAAAUUCCAAUUUACGAUAAAGAAUUGAAUUUUCCAGAUGAGCCAGUAUCCGAUGAUGUUGCUGAAUCGGAACCACCUGCACCUGUACCUGAAGUUGUCCCUGAACCUAAGGAUGUACCUGUAUCUGCGACUCCAAGUGAUGAUAUGCCACCUGGCCCUGUACCAGACGCUUCCGGAAAGCCGAAAACUGAUGUGCCACUCCGACGCUCAAACCGAAUCAGGAGACCUCCAGAGAGACUGGUCCUGUGA
Messenger RNA from Argiope bruennichi, 2355 nucleotides. RefSeq lists its product as uncharacterized. Gene Ontology annotation, molecular function: nucleic acid binding; zinc ion binding. NCBI's taxonomy places the organism in Eukaryota, Metazoa, Arthropoda, Arachnida, Araneae, Araneidae. The transcript has a single exon. Bases 4 to 2355 code for a protein of 783 amino acids. The record is from RefSeq and is a predicted model, not a curated record.